GAGACGUAACAGGUACUAAAGAUACAUGUAUAUACGUUGUCAGGUUAAUAUUGAUUUAAUACAAACAUCUUCUACUAGAAAGAAGUUUAAUUUAAUUUUAGUCAUUUGAAAACAAAAUAAUAGACCGUUUGGUGUAAAUUAAUUUAAAUAAAUACUUCAUGGAGUGAAUUAGUCAACAGGUGAUUUUAUUGAAGUUAUCUUUUACUAUUAUUAUGUUGAAUGUCAAAACAAUUUAUAAUUGAAGUGACAAAUGUGGUGCAAAUUUAAUUCAUUGGGGAAAAUCUAAGAAAAUUAUAACACAAAUAUUUGUUAAUGUCAACUGAUGUCAACUAUUUAGAAAAUUAUUAAAGUUUACAUUUAUAUCUAUUUAAUUUUAUCAUCAAAAAAGGUAUUUUACAAAAUUAGAAAAUGGCUUCUGCAGUUCCACAAAUAAUUACAUCAGAAAAAUUUAAGUACUACAAAAAUUUGGGUAAAGUUCUUUCAAAUAGAGAAAUUCAAUUAAAUUUAUUGUCCGAGGAAAAGAAAAAGAAUGAUUUGAUUAUUGAAAGUCAGGAAAGGCAAACGAAAUUUAACAAAAUUGACUCUAAAAAAGUAAAUGCAAACAAUCACAAACUAGAUGAAGUUCUAUCGGAAGCGCGUAAACGUUCUAUGCACCUUUUGCAAAGAGCUAAUAAUCUUAGAAUGGAACAAGACGAAGAGGUUCAAAAGUGUUCGCGAAUUAUAUUAGAAAAAAAGUGCAGAGCUGUAAGAGAUGCACAAAUUGCUGAAAAGGAAAUUAUUAAUCAAGAACUAAAAAUGGAAACACAAAACAUUAACGACAUGAUGGAGAAUGAAAGAAGAUUAGCAAUUAAAUUGGAAAUUGAAAAGAAGGAAGAAGAAUAUAAAAUGAAACGACAUUAUGCUGAUGCACUAAAAACGCAAAUAACGGAAAAUGAUAUAAAACGACAAAUAGAAAUACAAAGAAAGCAGGAGGAAAAUAGUUUGAAUAAUUACGCGAGAAUUAUGAAUGAAAAAGAAGAAAUUUCCAAACUUAAAGCACAAGAGGUUGAAAAUGCAAAAAUUCGAAAGAAUUUGUCCGACAUCAAUAAUCAAUUAAAGCAUUUUAAAAAUGUUGAGAAAGAAGAAAGUAAAAUAAUGGAAGCUAGAAUUCAAGAAUAUCAUCGAAUGAGACAAGAACGAGACCGUGAGAAUGUACUUAAGCAGAAAUUAAUAAGACAUCAAAGAGAGAAGACAAAGGAAAAAGUAUCACUUGAAAUACAGAAUUUUUCUAAAAUGAAGAAUUUGCAGCAGGAAAUAAACACUUUAAGAAUUCAAGAAAAAGUUGAAAGAGCCUGGAAGUUAAAGGAAAAGGAAGAAGCUUUAGAAGCAGCAAAAAAUGAAAUGUUAUUAAAAUUGUCAAGAGAGGAACAAAUUAGAGAGAAGCAAAUUAUGUUGGCUUUAGAAAUUAAACGAGAUAAGGAACAAUUAGAUAAGUUUGCCUCCAUUCAAAGUCAGGCAAACAGUAAUGAAUUGAAGGAUAGAAAUAGAAAACAGCAAGAGGCGAUUUAUUACAGAAAUGAAAUUCUAAAACAAAUUAACGAGAAGGAAAAUGAGCGCAGGUUAAUGAAUGAGCAAAAAAUUUAUGAAGGAUUGAUGAAACGAAAGGAAAUGGAAUCAUAUAAGCGACAAAUUGAUGAAGCAAUACGCCAAAAGUUUGCAGAAUUGGAAGGAAAUGCACUACCAGAAAAUUCCAAUGAAAAAAAUAUACACUAAGUAGAUAAAUAGAAGAAAAAAUAAAUCUUUCUUGAUAUUACUUGUAUUUACUUAUAUAAGAAUAUAUAUAAAAAAAUAUAAAAAGAAGGAAAUUUGAUCUCUGAGACACAACUGUGAUAUUCAAUAGUAAUAAAUUGAUUUUAAGGAAAACGGUCAAGGAAAAAAAGGAAAAAGAGUACUGUAUGUGAAUUCAGUAAAUAACUAA
Molecule: messenger RNA, 1957 nt
Organism: Leptopilina heterotoma
Lineage: Eukaryota; Metazoa; Arthropoda; Insecta; Hymenoptera; Figitidae
Product: cilia- and flagella-associated protein 45-like
Exons: 6
Coding region: 409-1752 (447 amino acids)
Source: RefSeq, a predicted model, not a curated record